Molecule: messenger RNA, 2861 nt
Organism: Prunus mume (Japanese apricot)
Lineage: Eukaryota; Viridiplantae; Streptophyta; Magnoliopsida; Rosales; Rosaceae
Source: RefSeq, a predicted model, not a curated record
UCAAUCCAUCCAUCAUCACAUUGAUUGAAAUUAGUAUGAAUGAGAUCAUGAGGAGCGGAGGAGAGCUCCCAUUUCAUCCCAUUUCGGCGGAGGUGGUGUCCUUGCUGAGGCUGAGGCUGAGACAGUGCUCCAACCUCAAACACAUAGAGCAAGCUCAUGGAUUUAUGGUAGCCGGAGGCCUUCAUCAGGACAACCGAACCCUUCCCCGAUUCAUCCAGGCCUGCUCUUCUCUUGGCUUCUCAGAUUACGCCUAUUCCGUCUUCACCCGCACCCAUGGCCAGCCAAGCAUUUAUCUCUAUAACACCAUCAUCAAGGCCAAGGCUCUCUCUCCCUCUCCCUCCCACGCCAUCUCUCUUUACAACAGAAUCCAACUCGCCGCCUUGCGCCCUGACACCUACUCCUUCCCUUUUGUGCUCAAGGCCGUCGUUCGCUUGGCUCCACCUCAAGUUCAACGACUGGUGGGCGCACAGAUUCACUGUCAUAUCAUAGGAAUUGGCUUUGACAUGGAUGCAAGCGUCCUCACUGCCCUCAUUCAUAUGUAUUCCUCUUGUGGAUGUGUUUCCGACGCCCGCACACUGUUUGACGGAGCUGCUGCGUUUGCCUUUGCCUUUAGGGAUGUCGCCCUCUGGAACGCAAUGAUUGCAGGAUAUGCCAAGGCAGGUGAUGUCGACAAUGCCCGCCAUUUGUUCGAACUUAUGCCCCCUAGGAUUAGGAAUGUCAUUUCUUGGACUGCCCUGAUUGCCGGAUAUGCUCAGGUGAACUGCCCCCACGAGGCCAUCACAGUCUUCCGGAGAAUGCAGCUUGAGAAUGUUCAGCCUGAUGAGAUAUCCAUGUUAGCCGCACUCUCUGCAUGUGCCCAUUUAGGGGCUCUCCAUUUGGGGGAGUGGAUCCAUAACUAUAUUGAGAAGCAUGAAUUUCGUAAGCUGGUUUCUCUCAAUAACGCACUUAUUGACAUGUAUGCCAAGUCAGGCAACAUAACAAAAGCCCUUCAAGUUUUUGAAAAUACUAAAUGUAAAACUGUCGUAACUUGGACGACCAUGAUUGCUGGACUGGCUUUGCAUGGUCUCGGAAGAGAAGCCCUUGAAAUGUUUGCUCAAAUGGAAAGGGUUAAAAUCAAGCCUAACGAUAUCACUUUCAUUGCCAUCCUUUCUGCUUGUAGCCAUGGUCGAUUGGUUGAGAUAGGCUUUUGGUAUUUUAGCAUCAUGGUUUCCAAGUAUAGGAUUAAACCCAAAAUUGUGCACUAUGGCUGCAUGAUAGAUCUACUCGCGCGUGCCGGUUAUCUUCAAGAGGCACACGAAUUGGUUAGACAGAUGCCAUUUGAAGCAAACGCAGCUAUAUGGGGUUCUCUUCUUGCCGCUUCUAAUAUUCAUGGGGAUGCGGAGCUUGGACAACAUGCUUUGCAACAUCUAAUAAUGCUAGAGCCCCAUAAUGGUGGAAAUUAUGCACUUUUGUCUAAUGUAUAUGGUUCUCUGGGUAGGUGGAAUGAAUCGGGCAUGCUAAGGAAAGUUAUGAGGGACACAGGUGUGAAGAAGACUCCAGGAAGGAGUUCCAUAGAAGUGAAUAACAGAGUUCAUGAAUUCAUUGCAGGAGACAAAUCCCACUUUGAAUGCACUAGGAUAUAUGAAGUCCUGUAUAAGAUUUUCAGGCAGUUGAAGCUGGCUGGGCAUCUGCAACAAGAUUUUGGGGAGCUGCUUGAAUUUGCUGAAUAGCCAUUAGCCAGGAUUUGAUAAUCCAAUUCUUCCAACGUCCAGUUUAACCAGAUCUGAAAUCUCCUUGGCAUCACCGUAUCUCUACCAGGGUUUCAUCAACAAGCAGGGAAUCUCACUUUCUCUUCAAAAGUUAGGUGUUCGGGUCCAGAUUUUCUUCUGCUGCAAAUAAUUGAUCAUUGCAACUUCCUUCUGCCUCUCUUCCUGAUUUCAAUUUCUUCCAGUCAUUAUUAAGGCACCGGAGUUCACAAUUUAUAAUAGAAACAAAAUCAGCUUUUUGCAUAAGCUGAGGUUCCUAUGAGGCACUUGGAUUCAUGCAGCAAGCUAACCAGGGAAAAAAACAUUUGAAAAAAAAAGAAAAACACUCCUAGUAGUGGUCAGUACAAAGCCUUGGAACUAAUUAUCAUAUGCAGUCAUAUUUUCAGGCAUACUAUAAGUCAGGCAACCACAAGACACCAAAAGCUUAAGCGCUUUAGGGAAUGGACCAACAAUGUAUAUGUUAAGCUAGCUUCCUUCACAUGUAGGCUUGCAGAGGUAGAUAAAUGCAGAUAGAGAGAAGUGUAGAGGUGCAGCCCGAUCAUGUACCUUGCAAAUCAGUGGAGAAGUGGGGGAAUGGAGAUUGGAGGUUUCGAACUCAAGGCCUCCUACAACCAGAGCUAUGAUUUCUAUUAGACAACCACUGGUGGAAAGAAAGCCAAGGUUUUCUGGGAUGCAAUGUGUUAACCCUCUCUCUGCUAUUGGGUUACAUGGAACAACUUUGAAGGUUUUAGUGGACUAAACGGAGGAGGAGCCUAGGAAAAAGAUCAGAUUCUGGUCAUCUUAUGGACUUCUGUUUCUACGUAAUCUAAGCGACUCGUCUCUCUGCUAUUCUUAUGGAUUGAAAGGCUGCAGGCCAUUAUAGCUAGGAGUGUAGGGGGUCCUGGUAUCCAAAUUGUUAUAUUUUUUGUUUGAUAGUCCUAUCCAUUCUCAUUUUCAUUUCGUGUACAUUUAAGUGGACUCCUUUUUGUUAGUAUUAAUAGAAUUUUGUAUUUUCUCAAUAAAACAGAAAUAUUAAACAACCACUGAGACCUCAAAAGGCUUAAGCUAUUCUGGACUGGGCCAAGAAUGUAUAUCAAGUUAAUAUCUGUUAUUGCUCAAAUUGAGUAUAUUUAUGGU